Fusarium redolens is the source of this 1044-nucleotide messenger RNA. RefSeq lists its product as uncharacterized. The record is from RefSeq and is a predicted model, not a curated record. Gene Ontology annotation, molecular function: RNA binding. The transcript has 4 exons. The coding region runs from base 1 to 1044 and encodes 347 amino acids. Lineage: Eukaryota; Fungi; Ascomycota; Sordariomycetes; Hypocreales; Nectriaceae.
AUGGCUACGCGCAAGCGUCCUCGCGACGUGGAAGAAUACGAUAAAUUUCAGGGCCUUGUUAUCUAUGUUGGAAACGUCCACUACGAUGCCGAUCCAAUCGACUUCGAACAGUUUCUUCAGGACUGCGGCAUAUCGUGCACUGUUUACUGGCCUGAAGCCGGCGAAAGAUCUCACGGCGGCUGGUGCUGGGCUCGGUUCGAUCGCCACGACCAUGCGAGCUAUGCGAUUAACAAUCUCAACGGCGCCAUUUUCUGCGGAAGAAUACUAAGAACAGGGCACGUGGCUACCAACUCUGUGAAAAACCCAUUCUCGUUCUCGAACAAAUUUCAAAGCUUUAACCCUCAUACCUUUUUCCAGGAUUACGAGGUGCUUAGAUACCCGGGUCCUUCAUCACAUCAUCAUCACCGCCCUGCCGAGCAUCCUGGUUUUUACCCCUCGGCAAGGAACCUUCCACCACCAGCUGCAUCCUUCCGGCAGAAUGUGAACCACGAGGUGCAGUAUCCAGACUGCUUCCCACCAAGGAAAUCAGAGCAUCUCGAUCAUCGUGACAUUCCAAAGUUGCAGGAUGUCUGGGAAGCAGGUAAACCCUUCCUUAGCACAGCAAAUAUCUUUGCGAAAGGGAUCAAGAUAUCGGGACUGGCAAUCACGCUGUAUUGGCAACCCGGCCGCGUCCUUGGGCCGGACUCCCAGCAGGGAGCUACUAUCUCUCAUUCUGAAACAUUCAUCAACCCGGCAGACAUGGGCGCCAAUAUCCUUUCGGCGACAUGCCGCAGCCAUAUUGUUUCAUACAAGCGCCCUCCAGGAGUUGGACUUGGCUGGGGUGACUUUGAUCGUUUCUAUGAGUGGCAGCUACUUGGCCGCAAGGUUGAAAAGUCUAUGGUGCGAGCUCAGAGGUUUCGGCAAUCGAACUCCCCCGACAUGAGCUUCAUUUCCGAGAUGACGGGAUGUUUUCAUAUCGUACGCACAGAUUCAACCAAGAUUGAAUCUCGAAGAACCCUCAAGAAGCCCAACUUGUGGCAGAAAGUCAAAAAGAGCAAGAACUGA